CAUACCCAACAAAAAGAAAUCGCGAUAGACACAAUAUUUCAUUCGCAGUCGAGCGUUAUUUUUUUUUAAUAUUUUUUACCAUAUCGUCGUUGAACGUUGAUAAUGCCGUUUCGCGGUCAACAACGAACGUAGUGUAUAAGAUUUAUUAAAAUAUUAUUAUUAUUUAUUUUUUUAUUAUUAUGCAUUGUUAAAUAAUCGGAAUCGUCGGCCGUCAACGAUAAUAUUAUUUCGGUGCCGUGUAAAUUACUCGCGUGUUGUGUGCAUCUGAGCGCGGUAAAUCGACUGAUCUCUCGUCUCGUCCGACGGAAAACUACUUGCUAAAAAAUUAUAAACCGUUUGUCCAAUACAGAUUUGUUGUGUUUUAUUACGUCUGCCUAAUAAAACCGGCGUCGGCACAUUUUCGGUUCUCAGGUGUGUAAAGAAAAAAUAAUCUACCCCAUUGUCUGUCGCCGCACCAGCUUGUCUCAUCAAUCUACGAAUUAAUGUUUGAAUGCAACCUGUUAUGCAGACCGCACGACAUAUGGAAACUUCGGAGGUCGACACAUCUAUUCUGAGUUCGUUGCACAGCAACCGUUACGAUUAUCUGAGAGCAGACGCCAAAGAGCCAAACUUUGGGGAUUCCGCGUUUCUGGCUGAAGACCUCGACAAGGACCUUCCGAAAACCCUGCCCGAGCUGUCCGAAAUCACUGACGCUGACUCUUUUCUACGUAGUAAUGAACCUUCGCAGAUGAUGACGAUCGACAGUUCUUGGAAUGAAGAUUCCGCUUCGUGCUUCCCGACAUCAACCAAUUCCAAUUUUCCCAUACCCCUACAAGGACCAAACGAUUUUGAAGAGUUUAAUGUUCUCAACGCUUCGCGAGCAGACACGCCAAACCUUGGAUUAAACUCUAUUUUCACUGCCGAUGCUGAUCUAUCCGACCCUCCGACUGAAAUAGGCGUCUGUGGCCUUCGCAAUCUCGGCAACACGUGUUUCAUGAGCGCUGGUCUACAAGCCCUCUUAUCAACAGAAUUUUUAGUUUCAUAUUUUUUAAAUUUCGAUACCGACGGAUCUGAAGAUACUUUGAUUGAGCAGUUUGCAGAUCUCGUCAAGCGCGUUUGGCAUGGUCAAUUUAGCAUCAUUAACCCACAUCAGUUCAAAUAUGUUCUUGGCAAACGGUACGCACAGUUCCGGGAUUGUAGCCAGCACGACUGCCAGGAGUUCUUGGCCUUGUUGUUAGACAGUCUGAAUGAUGAGCUGCUAUUGCAUUUUGCCAAACAUUACAAGGCGACUGCAUCUCGCAAGACUCGUAAGUCGUCUAACCCGAGGAAACUCUUGCCACGUGACAUUGAAGAGUCUGCUGUUAGUUCGACCGACUUAGAUUUUACACUAGCUUUGUCCGACAGAAUUAUCGAAAACGGAGACUUGCAACAGAAAAAAAAUAACACUUGUGAGAUAAACGCACUUGUACCUUCAGUUGAUAGCACAAAAUUGGUAUGUGACUCAAACAAACUCAAGACUAAAGUCCGUGUAAACGAUUUGUUGAACGGAAAAAGAGAAAUGUGUUGUGAUUCCUCUUCAGACUCAAACCUCAUUGAUCUUAAGCGAGUAAAACUAGAUGACAAUAUCGUAUUGAAGAGCGAAAUGGUUGAAGCAGACUCGAUAGGGUCUUCUGUGGUCGAGAAACGUCAAGAAUCUGUAAUAAAUAGGAUUUUCCAAGGACAGUUUGAGAGUUCUGUUACAUGUUCAGAAUGCAAAUAUGUUUCUGUUAUGCAUGAACCGUUCAUGUACCUCUCUGUACCUUUACCAUACGCUACUGAACAACAAAUGUAUGUGACGUUUGUUAGCCCAACAAACAAAGCUCCAAUCAAGUACUUGAUUACUGUCAACAAACAGGAUAGUAUCAAAAAGGUUAAAAGCGAAUUAGUUCAUUUGAUCGGUGAAGAUAAAAAUGCUGACCAACUGGUUGUAGCUGAAGUGUUUAACAAACACAUAUCUAAAAUAUUGAAUGAUGACCAUUUAGUGAGAAGUGUGGAUUAUAGUAAUCGAAAUUUGUUUGCUUUUGAAGUGUUGGAAAUUAACACAGAUCUCAUAAACGGUGGAAAAAAUGGAAAACAUUCAGAAGGAGAUCUAUUUGACGAAGUGAUGGAAUUGGAUUCUGGAGCAACGGAACAAGGCGAAACCUGUACUAUAUGUUUAGAGUGUAAACCCGAUAUGGUACACCAUAAAGAUGUUAACAACUGUACUUGCGUGUUGUGUGAAGAAUGUAUCAAAAUGAGUUGUGUACACUCAAGCGGCGAAAAAGACAAAAUGGACUGUCCCGUAUGCCGAGUGCGUAUAGAUCCUAAAGUCGAUUUAGUUCCUGUCGAACAACCUGCAAUUGACGUAAACCAAUCAACACGUCGUUUGACCAUUCCUAUCGUUAUCAAACAAGCUGACGACAAAGGCUUGAUUGGACGACCAGCCUUGGUUCGUUUGCCUAAUGAAUUAUCUGCAGAAUUAUUGUAUGCCGAAGUGGCUAAACUCCAUCCAUACGACGAGGAUUUUUCCUUGUCGUUGGUCGACGGUCAAGGAACCAUGUGCUCAAGGUGUAUGUGGGACACACACUGUAGCGGUUGCCCAAUACCCAAAAGUGGGUCCAUCAAGUUCCACAGUGGGGAUACACUGGCUGUCGUCUUUGAAAGUUUGGUGGACCCCAAUUUACUCGAGACUGAAAUGCAUUCUGGUUCAAUUGAACAAAUGCGAUCAAACCACCCACUUUCCAUUUACGAUUGUAUAAAUGCUUUUAGCCAAAGUGAAAUUUUAGACGAAAACAAUCCUUGGUGGUGUCCUCGUUGUGAGAAGAAUCAGUGCGCUACCAAAACGUUAUCUAUAUCUAAGUAUCCUAAGUGCUUAAUUGUUUAUUUAAAAAGGUUUGUUUUCCAUGAAAACUGGGGUAUUAAACUUCAAGACAGUGUUGUAUUUCCUUUGGACGGUUUAAAAUUGGAUCCUUCAAAAGAUGUUGUUUAUGACUUGUAUGCUUGUGUAUGCCACACAGGAAGCACGUCGAUGGGUCAUUAUACAGCGUACACUAAACAUGCAGAGUCUGACGAGUGGUAUUACUAUAAUGAUGAAACCACCACCAAGACUGAGCCGGGACAAGAAGAUCAUUGUAACGCAUACAUUUUGUUCUACAAGAAACAAGGGUUACUUGACGAUGACGCAGAUUCGUCGGGGCAUUAAAAUAAAAGAAACGGACUGAGUGUAGUCCCAUCAAUUAAUGUACAUAGCAAUUAUACAAUUAAGAAUUUGUAAUUAUAAUUCAUCAAAGGUAAAGGACCCAACAAGUAUUAAUUGUUGGAAAAAUUGUUUGCAGUUUUUAUUACUUA
This is a messenger RNA of Adelges cooleyi (spruce gall adelgid), 3345 nucleotides long. Its product is annotated as ubiquitin carboxyl-terminal hydrolase 4-like. NCBI's taxonomy places the organism in Eukaryota, Metazoa, Arthropoda, Insecta, Hemiptera, Adelgidae. The coding region runs from base 491 to 3199 and encodes 902 amino acids. The transcript has 10 exons. Gene Ontology annotation, biological process: protein deubiquitination. Gene Ontology annotation, molecular function: cysteine-type deubiquitinase activity. The record is from RefSeq and is a predicted model, not a curated record.